This is a messenger RNA of Engraulis encrasicolus (European anchovy), 711 nucleotides long. RefSeq lists its product as uncharacterized. Gene Ontology annotation, molecular function: zinc ion binding. NCBI's taxonomy places the organism in Eukaryota, Metazoa, Chordata, Actinopteri, Clupeiformes, Engraulidae. The record is from RefSeq and is a predicted model, not a curated record. The transcript has 4 exons. Bases 20 to 706 code for a protein of 228 amino acids.
UAGUGAUUGCUAUACGAAAAUGUCUACUGCUAAGGAGCCAGUCACAUUUUUCACCGUGACUUCGUAUUUCGCCAGCCAUCCGAAGUCAGUUAAAAAGGGACUGAACUCCUACAACUCAAACAGAGUGAUUAGUGUCAAUGUUAUGUCAGGUGGCAGCUUGAAAGGAAAAGUGCAGGCGUCUAUGAAGAAAAAAGAAUAUGAGGUGGAGGUGCAUGUAGAGGAUCAGGAGGUGACGGACAGCAGGUGUACAUGUGCUGUUGGUCUAGCCAAGUGCCACCACAUUGCAGCCCUCCUCAUUUGGGCGGAGAAGAACAUGACCCGGACGGAUGUGGAGUGUGUGUGGAGAAGGCCUACAGCACCCAAAACAGAGGACGUUGUGGCCAAGAGGCUGUCUGUGAUGGCACCUUCGACAUCAAAAGCUGGAAUUAAGCGCCCAGUGACCGAAGAAGACAAAGGCUGGACAAGGCAGUCUUUGGCGCAAUUUGGGCGUUUCACAGGUCUGGGCUUUAUUUUAGCCCCAGAAAUACAUCAGGAAUUUGACCCAUCCCUACCAGAGAAACUAUUUGAUGGGAUACUGGCCAGUCAGGAGUACAGCGAUGCUCAAGACAAAGAGGACUUCAUCAUGACGUCUCUUGCUGUCAGCCAGCAACAAAAAGAAGCCAUCGAGAGGGCCACAGUUGGGCAGACGAGCAAUGCAUUAUGGUAAGUACA